UUAUACAGUAGUGUAUAUCCAAAUUUGACUCAAUAAAGUGGUUUAAGCUGAUCAGUGACAUUAUAUAUAGUGUGGGCUGCAUUGCCCAAACCUACCACUUGUGGAACACAGCUUGAAUUAUGAGUACAGUGCUUGACAACUCACAUUGUUGCUGAAGUUUACUUGGAAUUCCCACGUUGCUCCUGGUACUUUCAUUGUAAUUUCAAAAGCAAUACAGCCAGCAAGAUGAUGGCCGAUGGGCAGAAGAUCGGGGAUGGGUCAUGGGAGCUACACGUCCAUGUCACAGAUUUGCAAGUGGAAAGAAUCCUCAGAGUGAAGAGUGAUCUGCACAUAGGUGGCGUUAUGCUCCGUCUUGUUGAGGAAUUAGAUAUUGCCAUCGAUUGGUCAGAUCAUGCACUAUGGUGGCCCAAGAAGAACAUGUGGCUGACACACACACGCUCCACUCUGGAUCAGUAUGGAGUGGGAGCUGCAGCACAACUGGAGUUCACACCCAUGCACAAGCCUCUCCGAGUCCAGCUUCCUGAUCUCCGUUACAUGGACUUCAGAGUGGAUUUCUCAAAGAAGACAUUUAAUGCUGUUGUUCAGCUCUGUAAAGAAAUUGGUGUUCGAUAUCCAGAGGAACUAUCUUUCUGUAAGCCCCUGACUCCAGAAGACCUGAAGCAUAAUUACUCUGAGAAACAGAUGAAGAAAAAGAGCACGGCUGCGGUGAAGAAUGGCACUCCGGCUGAUACAAAUUCAUUCGUUGCCAACAAGUACCAUAACUCCAGUAAUGGAUCCUUGGAUCGCUCAGCAGCAUCCCACCACUCGCCUAACAAGACUCCUAUAAGCUCUCCGGGUGGAACAUGGAGAUUCAACAGCAAUGGUGUGGGAAGCCACAACAGCACCAUGGACAGCAUUGAUGGAGCUGAUGAUCUGAGCUCAUCUCUUGCCAACUCUCCGAUGCUUCCAUCAGAAGAGGCACGCAACUCGCUCCUUCGCCCUAAAUCUCUCCUUGAAAGAGCUCGUAUAAAUGUUGGAUGGCUCGAUUCAUCGCUCUCAAUAAUGGAACAAGGUAUACGAGACUUUGAUACACUCUUACUUCGUUUCAAGUUUUUCUCCUUUUAUGAUUUAAACCCCAAAUAUGAUGCAGUCCGCAUUAACCUGAUCUUUGAACAGGCCAAGUGGGCCAUUAUGAAUGAAGAAAUUGAUUGUACUGAGGAGGAGAUGCUAAUGUUUGCUGCUCUUCAGCUGCAAGUAACACUUCAAGUAAAUCAGCCACAACCUGACAUUAACAGUGGCAACGAGGAUGAUAUUGACCGUGCCUUGAAUGAGCUACAGAUAUCCCUGGAAGGUUCCCAUGUGGCCUCAACUCCUGCUGAUAUUAUGCAUAUCCCAGAGCUGGCAGACUAUCUCAGAUUUAUGAAUUACCUGUACGCUCUAGGAAAAAGUUGUUGGAAGAAAUGGAAAAGGCGAUACUUUUGUCUAGUGCAAGUUUCCCAGUACACUUUUGCUAUGUGUAGCUACAGAGAGAAGAAGAGCGAACCCACAGAGAUGAUGCAACUAGAUGGUUACACAUUUGACUAUAUUGAACCAGUGUCAGGCUGUGCUCGCAUCCUGGAUGCUCAUGCUAAUGUAAAGGAUUUACCGCUACAGAUGCAAAAUUGCAAUACAGUCGUGCAUGGCAAGCUCUGCACCAGAGGGGGUUGGUGUGGAGGACCAAUGCCUGAAUAUAUGGCUGUGCAACGCAUCCUGGAAGCUCAUGCUAAUGUAAAGGAUUUACCGCUAACAGAUGCAAAAUUGCAAUACAUUCGUGCAUGGCAAGCUCUGCCAGAGUAUGGCAUUGCCCACUUCCUUGUCAAGCAUAUGGGACAUAAGAGAGAGGAGCUUCUGGGUGUUGCCUUCAACAGAAUAAUGAGGAUGGACCCUAACACAGGUGAUCACAUCAAGACUUGGCGCUACAACACCAUGAAGGCCUGGAAUGUGAACUGGGAAACUCGGCACAUGAUGAUCCAGUUUGAGGAAGAUAAUGUAGUGUUUUCAUGUCUGACUGCUGACUGUAAGGUUGUGCAUGAAUUCAUUGGUGGCUACAUCUUCCUCUCCAUGCGUACAAAAGAUGCCAAUCAGAAUCUCAACGAUGAACUGUUUCACAAAUUGACAGGUGGAUGGGUCUGAAGUGACAAGAAUUCAGUGACCUUCAAAUGAUUAUUUUAAUACAUUAAAGUUUCAGCAUACUAUGGCAGGAAUAUCUGUAGAACUGAAAUACGUAUUAUUGACUGAGAACACUCAGACUUAUUACUUUAAUAUCACCUUAAGUACAGUAUAAUUAUGUUAAUUAUUCAAGUUAAAAAAUAUAAUUUACUCAAAUUUCUUCCAUUGCCAUUUUAAUGGCUUGAAGAUUCUAAUGCUUCCAUAAAUAAUUACUCAUGGCAGUAGUACAUACAGUUACGAAAUAAAUUCAUUUGCUAUGAGGUAGUUAAGUAUAAAGAAAUUUAAACUGACUGUUUUUAUGAAUGUUGUUUAUGACACAUUAUGCAAAGUUAGUUCAUGUAUAAAUUUUGAAAGUUUAUUAAAAUGUUGAGAUCUUCCAUUUAAUAGCAAAGGCACUUUAUAAGAAGUGCAUAUAUCUUAUUACAAUGUAUUAAACUUUGUUUUCACAAAGAAUAUUCUUGGUACGUUACUUGUAGUGCAGUUUGAUCAUGUCAUUAUCACUAAUAAUGUGAGACUUACCACUUGAUUAGUUUAUCACCAGUAAUGUGUGAGUUAAUACUUUAUUAACAAAACUAUUAAUUUAUUUAAGUUUAGAUGUUGACACUUGGAACAUGAAUUUGAAACCAGACACAAAGUUAGGUAAAAUAUGGAUGAAUUUUAAAUCACAAAUGAAACUUUGUCCAAAAAAAAUACUAUAUAAGUGUUUUUACAUACAAAACAUUGUGCACAAGAACUAUAAAACAGAACAAAAAUUAAAUGGAGAGGCUCUAAUAAUAGCUUAAAUAUUUAGUUAUGAAAAUGACUGGAAAUCAUUUUUCCAAUGCUGAUGCAAUUACUUGAAUCUUAAGAGUUUUAUGUUUAGUUCAUGUAUUGUUUAUGGUAAGAUAUCAUGACAAGUGUAAUUAUGCUUAAUGGCUUCCAAUAUGUAUAAAGAUUACAUGUGUAACACUACAGAGAGUGAAGCAGUUUUAUAUACACAGGCAUGACUAUAAUUUGUAUUGUAUCUGUUGCUUGCUUAUACAAAGUAAUCAUAAAAGUAUUAGAAUGCUUAAUAUAUAUAGAUGCAGAGUUUAAGUAGUUAAAUUUUGUGGUAAAGUGACUAAGAUUACACAUUAUUAUUUUAAUAAAAUAUAGUCAUAUUAUGGAAGAUCAUUGUGUGAACAACUUGUAAUAUGGUGAAAGACAAGCAGUGUUAAAGAUUGUAAUUUUUAUUUAAAAUUUUUGAAAAUAUAGUUCAUGUUUUGAAUUACACAGCUUAUGCUUUUAAUUUAUUAAAUACGGUGAAUUCUCACAUAAUUCAAGGAUUAGGUUCCUGAAAUUGAUGAAUUAUGUAAUUUCACAUUAUGUAAUAUGACAAACAUGGGGAAAUAAGGUUAGAUUAUUAUAUUAUUGACAUUCCCCCCCCCCCCCCCCCCCAAGUCAAAUUUUAAAUUUCUAAAGUCAAAAAUAAUGAAGUUUUUGACACCUUACAAUGUAGAUGUUAUUGCUUAUUGAUCUAAAACUAUACAUCAUAUACCUAAAAAUAAAUUGACCUAUGUAAGGCCUGGGGAAGCUGGUAAUUGAAGUAGUGUACUGUUGUUUGGUCAUGGUGUUGUUUACAAAGAAACCAUAAAAGGCUAAUACAUUGCUAGUGACUAUUAUAAAUUUUCUACAAAAUCCUAUAAGUUUAAAAUAUACUAAAAUGUAGAAAGAGUUUUAGCUUGCCUUAAAUUCUCUGUUCCACUUGCUUGUUGAUAUUGAAGUGUUGGAAGAUGGUUAUACGCCUACUGUGUGGUAGAAGGCUGCAAAUUGUCUAUAUUUUAAGGUUUAUAGGGAGACUCUCACAGACUUUAGUAAGCCAGUCAGCAGCUGGCUUUCCUCAGGCUGUAGAAAUCUCUGAACAGAAAUAUUUUCAUACCUGAGUCACCUUUUUAAACCUUUCAGUUAAAGUAGAUAAAUAGUUCAGAGAACUAAUAAGUUGAUAAAUUAGACACAUUUGCAACAUCUUGAAAACGUUUUGCUAAACAAUGACUAUCAGUCCAUUAUGAAGAAGAAUGGUGAAGAUCAGAAGGAGUUUGAUGCAGUCAUUCCUACAGCCACUGUGGGGUGAAAAUAUUUCUAUAAUAAAGAUAUGUAAGUGUUACAUACGUGUCUGUUUUAUCAACUUUGAGUUAAAACUUUAUGGUAAUAUGAAAGAAAUGUGCACUUUAUGAGAGAAUUUACUGUAUAUAUAUAUAGAUAUAGUGUGAUCAAGCCUUGGCCAAGAUUGUUUAAGAAUCUUGCUCAGGAUUUUGUUGAAUUUGCACUAGAUCUCCUUAGGCUCAAAAUAGUAGACAAUCAUAAAAUAAAUAUAUGUAUACAAUAUAUAGUGUAUGUAUACAUUUUUAUAUAAUAUAAGGGAUGCCUCCUCUUAUGGUAACUUGGGAUCCAGUGAUCGAGGAUAGAACCACUGAUGGAAAUCCUCAAUACUCAGUCAGUUACAGUGGUUUAAUAACAUACAAAAUAUUGCAUAAAUUCUUGUGUCUUAUAUAGUAAUGGUGCAUUAUAGGAAUGGAAGGUUAAUGCUUGUUUAUAUGCUGUUUUAAAUUAAUAUCUUGUGAUUUGUGAAACUAAAUGGAUGUUGUAGAAUUUGAAAAGUAUUAAUGAAACUUAAUCUAGUAAUAAGUAGCUUAUCAAUAUGCAUUUUUCACUGGCAUUAAUGAACAUUGUUGUUUGAUUAAGGGAUGAACAUGAACAAAAAUUUGAGAAAAACAUAUAAGUUGACUGCAUAGUUUUAGUGGUCUUUAUUUAUUGUAAUUUAUUUGUAUUUUAGAUCAUCAUAUUCUACAAAACAUCAAAUUUUUGUCUGUACAAAUUAAAUCAUUACAGUUGUGCUUCUGUGUAUAAACCAGAAAUAGACACUUUGUGAUAAGAUGUAUGUAAAAGAUAAUGAUGCAUUUUUAAGCUUACUUUCAGUCCAGAUGUUUAGAAUAUGUCCUUAGUUGUAUAGUUUCCAUAAUAGAUUGUUCUCUGAGUUGUGUGAACCAUGCCGGACAGUGGUAUAUUUGGACGAGAUUACCAGGAUGAAAUCUGCGAUCAAUAAUGUCAGCCAAGUGCAGCCUUAUUAAUGGUGCCUACUUGAGCAUUUAAUGCUGAACUUGCUUGUAUUAUACGGUAUCUGUGUACUGUAUUUCAAUAGGUUACUUUAUAAUUUGUAUUCAUACUCCCCCAUAAUCAUAACCUUUACAAAUGCAAGGGUUGUUAAUUUAGGAAUUUUGACCCACUUGUCUAACUUUUAAUCUUGCAAAAUCUUUUUGGUGUAAAUCUAUAAUUCUGAGUAAAGUUACGAGAAAGAGAGAGAGGGAGUGAGAAGUUUUGUCCGAGGCUACCAAGAGAUGUUCAGAAUGCCACUUGAUGCACAUCCUUCAUACAUUUUUAACAAUUAUGCUCCUCUACAUUUUUUUAACGCAGGACUUGAUAUCAUUAGUUGAACUCUCUUGAUAUGGUGUAUAAUAUAGAUGAUUUAAUGUUUUAAUAAUUUCUUGCCCCUUUUUUUAUUUCUUAACUUGCAUUUUUUUAUUAAAUAAAUUUUUAUCUUUUAGAUCUGUGAGGUAUAUAUAAAAUGCUGCAGUAUUAACUAAUCAGGCAGUAUGUCAAUCAUUCCACUCAUCUUUGGAAACUCUUGGGUUGUGAAUCAACCUUCCUGUCUCUCUUCUAUUAAUACAUCUGCAAUUUUAAUGCAUACAUUGGACCCUCAAAUAUCAAACUUUGUUCGUUCCAGACGGCUGUUUGAGUGCCGUUACCGAACAAAUUUAUUCCCAUCAGGAAUAGUGUAAAUUAGAUUAGUUUAUUUCAGACCCUCAAAAAAAAACACUUUGAAAAAUACACUUAGAUAAUUGGUUGAGUUGGGAGCAGUUUGAUAUUUGAGGUUCCACUGUAUAUACAUUUUUUCUUAUGUGUGAAUCUAGGUGCUAUCAAAUUACUAUCCAUUAAUUAUAUCAAAACCAGGUUUCAUAUAAUUGCUUGGACACUGUAAAAGAAGUUUAGCAGCCAUAUAAAUAUUAUUUUAGAAAUACGAAAUUUACUCUAUUAUUGCACAAGGUGUAACAUUCGUUUUGUGGUAUUUGUACACGAGGAAUAGUAAAUGAAUGAAAUGGGAGGACAAAGCAAGAGCAGUUGAUACCGAGCUGGGUCCAUCUCCCAGAUACUUGGGAGACGGUUAGUAUCGCUAUAGACUCAUUACAGAAGCAGGUGAAUGGUAAUGAUGCACAUGUUAUUAUGAUAUGAAAUUAUCCCUAGCUCCUUGUAGCUCAUGUUCAUACUGAAUUGAAAUUCUUUGGAAGAUUUUUAAAGUGCUGGGAGAGUAUUCUUGACAGUUUCUUUGUGUGAGAAAUAUAAGCAUAAUGCUGUUAUAUUGAGCAAUUUUAAAAACUUUGUACAUUACCUAAUCCUGUUAUGCAUAUCUUUGGAUUUUUUUUUUAUCUUUGACAUGAAAGACUUGCAUGUUCAUAUUAUAGUUCAACAACAAAUUAGUUUCUCACGUUCUGUAACAAUAUUAACGUGAUUUUGACGUACACUGUCACGACUAAGGCAGUUCCUCGUUCUUUAGUGAUAAUUUGUAUUACUCUGUUCCUCUAAAGUAUAUAGAACACACCUAAUGGCUUUAUAUUGUGCAAGACUCUUAAAGAAGAGCCAGAUGACUGUCUAGCUACAUUGUAUAUUUACCUCAGUAAUAUAUUGUAGUUUUGAAUCAAAGCUGUAGUUUUUGGAAUUCUGAUAUAAAUUUCGAAGUUGAAAUUUUUUCUAAAAUUCAGUAUUUUUUGAAGAAAAGACUUCUUUCCUAAAUUUAAUUUGCCUGAAAAUGUAUUUGAAUUUGUGAAAAUAUGAGGUGGUGUUUGAUAUAUCUUAGUGUUUUGGAAUGUAUAAUAAUUUGAACAUGCAUGUAUACACAUCAGUCAGAAUAUAAGAUUACUGUUUUUAAUACCUCAGUCUAUAUUUUUACUGUCAAUCCAAUUUAAAGAGUUAGUUCAUGUUUCACUGAGGAAACUUAGUCAAUCUAAAAGAAAACCUCAAUUUUUCCUUCUUCAUAUUUCAUAGAAACCAUUACUAUACCUUACUAAUGUGACAAAUAUAUACCUGUUUCAAUCCCUUUCCUAGUCUCUCAUUUUUAUUAUUCAUAUCAAUGUAAAUAGGCAGAAUGUUUGACAAUCUGUAAAUACUAUUUUUAUUUUAAGUUUUGCUCAUUUUAUCAGCUUACACUGGGCUUCUCUACUUCCAUGAAUGUCUUCACCAUAGUGAUGUAAGUGGUCCUUGUACCAGGGAAGAUCAUUGCUAAUGAAUUUACCAAAUACAUGUGAUUCCUAGA
This is a messenger RNA of Cherax quadricarinatus, 7510 nucleotides long. Lineage: Eukaryota; Metazoa; Arthropoda; Malacostraca; Decapoda; Parastacidae. The record is from RefSeq and is a predicted model, not a curated record.